This is a messenger RNA of Laetiporus sulphureus 93-53, 4888 nucleotides long. RefSeq names its product P-loop containing nucleoside triphosphate hydrolase protein. The transcript is spliced from 23 exons. Gene Ontology annotation, molecular function: RNA binding; ATP binding. Bases 186 to 4574 code for a protein of 1462 amino acids. Lineage: Eukaryota; Fungi; Basidiomycota; Agaricomycetes; Polyporales; Laetiporaceae. The record is from RefSeq and is a predicted model, not a curated record. Gene Ontology annotation, cellular component: intracellular anatomical structure.
GAAAGCUCGAUGCCCAGUUGCAUAGUCCUCGGAAUACACGAAUCCCGCUAGACAUAGACAUUCAGCUUGCGCUACUGGUGCCACUCGGUCUCAGGCUGAACGGUGGAGUUCGCUCGAACUUGUCAAAUCAGAGACCUCAGUGGACAGGACAGAAAGACAGCAUCGUAUACAGAUUGUCAUUUGAUAUGGCGAAGAAAAAGAAGACCCAAUUGAAACCUGUAGCCAGAGGGUUUGCUGUCACGUCGGUUCCGAAGAAGGUGGUGCAAGUUGUAGAAGAAAACGAGGGCAGCGCGGAAACCCCAAAUGAAGAAGGUCGUACUUCUGCCGUGCCUUCCAGCAAUCCCGAUAACGCAAGCGUCGCGCAGUCAGAUGUUGUUUCCAAUGAGGAACAAGCCUUACAGAGCUUGAUAGACAGAUUUCAGGAUCGGACGGAGAGGGACGUUGUCAGGACAUUGAAGGUCAUAGAGCAGGAACGACGUUUUGCGGAAUCACUUACCCGUCUGGAGUUGACGUCUCUCUUCAUUGAGAACAUUCUCUCUACGGCCAGUGAGAGCUCUUCAGGUGAAGCAAGGAAGGCCAUCGAAGAAGCUGGAGAGAAGGCGUUACCGCGCCUUGCCGUAACGUACGGAGUCCUGCGACGCAUCGGAUUCAGAGAAUCUCGAGUGGAAGAAUGUCUCAGAGCGAUCGGCGGGGUCGAUUUAGAUGAAGCGUUUGACUGGCUACACAUUCACUGUAGUGAAGAGGAACUUGGUGCGCUUAAUGAUGCAGAAGAGUCUGGCGAAUCAAAGUCGCCAAAGACAUCGAGCCUCCCGCAGACACCGCUAAAUCAAGACCAGUAUCCUAUCCAGCUGGAGACAUCCACCCCAAAGCGAUUUGAUGCCCGUGCCCCUGGUUCCAUUCCUGAAGGGAUCUCUUCACUUCGUGACUCUUUCAGUGAUGCCGUGGGGGCAGAUGGAGGAAUAAGUAGUGAUACAGUGUCGCCUGCCGGCAGCGGAUACGUUGCCGCUGCAAAGAGUCAGGAAUCCCAAUUACCUGUAGAUGACUCGGAUGAUGAUCCUAACGCCAAAUAUGUGCGGCUCAAAAUGCAGAUUGCAGACCUCACCACGCACAGGCAACCCGGUGAGCUUCGAGAUGCAUCUUUCCUUCGAGGACUUCAGCAACGCUUAGAAGAGGUCAAACAAGACUACUUGUUCGAUGGCGAGGCGGCUGAAGCCCAGUAUCGCAUUGAGCGUGCAAGGGCCGAUGCUUCCAUUCUUCAAGCUAGACUCCGUGGCGAAAUCACCGCACCCGCAAAGCCUUCUGCGGCACGCCACAAAGUGGAGCCUCUUAGUAGGCAGAAAGCAUCCCAAUCGACUCGCGCGGCAACCAAAGACCUGUCUGACUCCGAUGAUGACUCUUCCUGUGGCAUGCUUGAUUUGUUGGACAUGCCUGCUACGGGCACUACGGAAGAGGGUGUUGUAGUCACUAUCCGGGACAUGGAUUUGCCAAAGCAGUGGUCCGGCCGUACACCACAAAUAUUGCUGGCGGAACGAGUACACAAAGUGGACAAAAAUGCCGCAAUCAGCUACAGCAACAAAUCCGGCGCCAGCCGUGCGCAGAGGGCAUCUGUCCAGGUCCGUUGGAGCAACGGCAAGACCGAUGUGUGGUCUAUGGAUGACAUCGCGACCCGCGAUAUGUUCCAGGCAGAGCAGUACAUCUCCACCGUCGCCCUACAUGCAUUGGCAUUCCCGUCAUCAGAAGGCUUUGCUAUAGGUGCGACAAUGGGUCAGGCUGGCCCGACGUCUUUCCGACAAUUGCCUGGCCCAUACCGUGACUUAUGGGAUGAACUCGAGCAACGGAGGCGUACAGAGGAUAAUGCGACGAAUCGCACUGUAUGGGCAAAAUUGAGGUCUAUACUGGAGCCGAAACUCAACCUUGAACCCAAGCCUGGUGAGAACAACGUGAAGCCAGUGGUAAACUCAAAGGGCAAGGGUGUACCUCGUAAUGCCAUAUACCGUGGCAAUGUAGACCCAGAACAAGUCAAGGCUGACUUUGAGGCACGGCGCUCGCGCCCUGCUUACCAGGAGAUGCUGUAUCAACGAGGGAAGCUACCAAUCGCACAGUAUCGCGAGGAGAUCAAUACCAUUCUGCAAAGUUCAAAUAUACUAGUUUUGAGUGGCGAAACAGGGUGUGGGAAGUCCACCCAGGUCCCUGCGUUCAUAUUGGAGGACCACCUUGCGAAGGGUAAAUACUGCAAGAUAUUAUGUACGGAGCCUCGACGGAUCUCCGCGAUCUCACUUGCUCAACGAGUAUCGCGAGAGCUGGGUGAGUCCGCGGGGACUGUUGGCACUGCAGGCUCCAUCGUGGGAUAUUCGAUCAGGCUGGAAAACAAAUUAACCAGCCGAACACGCUUAGCCUAUGUCACAAACGGUAUUGCGCUGCGGAUGCUGGAAGGAGGGACGGGUCAAGGAGGUCAGGGAACGGCCUUUGACGAGAUCACGCAUAUUUUCAUCGACGAGGUUCAUGAGCGCACAAUUGAAUCCGACUUUCUACUCAUCGUCCUCAAGUCUCUGUUGCAAGAACGCCCCGACCUGAGAGUAGUUUUGAUGUCUGCGACGGUGGAAGCAGAGAAGAUAUCGAAUUACUUUGGAGGUACCCCAACCCUCUCCGUGCCGGGGCGGGCAUUCCCUGUCGACGUUCGUUACUUGGAGGAUGCUAUCGAGUUUACAAAGUGGAGAAUCACAGAGAGUUCCCCAUAUGCCAGGCGUGGCAAGGACAAGUUCCACGCGGGCAAAGUGCAGGUUGAGUGGUCCGAGGAUACCGCACCGGCCGAUGACGACGAUGACGAAGGGGCUCAAGAGAAUGUGAAGCUGGAGAAACGAUAUUCUGCCAAUACUGCUGCCACUAUCAACCUCCUUGAUGAGCGCGUUAUUCCCUAUGAACUCAUCAUCCGCUUACUAGAGCAAAUCUGUUUCAACGACCAAGCAUACUCUUCAUAUUCAUCUGCUAUCUUGAUCUUCAUGCCAGGCAUAGGUGAAAUUCGCAGGCUCAACGACAUGCUCAUGGAGCAUCCUUCGUUCGGUUCAGAAACUCAGUUCACAGUCUAUCCACUCCAUUCCACCAUUUCUAGUGAAAACCAGAAUGCUGUCUUCGACAUUCCCCCACAGGGCAUUCGUAAGAUAGUCAUCGCCACUAAUAUUGCUGAGACGGGUAUCACAAUACCUGACAUUACGUGUGUCAUCGAUACGGGUAAACAACGAGAGAUGAGAUUCGACGAGAAGCGUCAGAUUAGUCGGCUCACCGAGACAUUUGUCGCGAAAAGUAACGCAGCGCAACGACGGGGCCGUGCAGGAAGAGUGCAGUCUGGGCUAUGUUUCCAUUUGUUCACGAAAAUUCGCCACGACACGAAGAUGGCUGCACAUCCUGACCCAGAGAUGUUGCGACUUAGCUUGAGUGAACUUGCACUGCGCAUCAAGAUCAUGAAAGUGAAGCUAGGGACAUCUAUCGAAGACGUACUGUGCAAAGCUUUGGAUCCACCUUUACCUGUCAACAUCCAGAGGGCUGUGUCGGCUCUCGUAGAGGUCAGGGCCUUAACAUCAUUGGAAGAAAUCACUCCGAUGGGACGGCUUCUGAGCAAAUUACCUACCGAUGUCCACCUCGGAAAGUUCCUGCUCAUAGCGACACUCUUCCGCUGCUUGGACCCUGCUCUUACCAUUGCCGCUACUUUGAACUCCAAGUCGCCCUUCAUGUCUCCUCUAGGUUAUGAGCAAGAGGCUGAGCGUGCUAAGCUAUCUUACCGUAUCGAGAACUCCGAUUUUAUGACCAUCCAUAACGCCUUUGCGAGCUGGCGUCAAGCAUGCGCGAAUGGGAUUGGUCGGAAGUACUGCAAGCGCAACUACUUGAGCUAUCAGAACCUGCAACAAAUAGAAGAGUUGCGUCAGCAAUUCCUUGGCGACUUGGUUGACUCCUCCUUCAUCCAAGUGAGCGACUCUUUCGCGCAAGAGCUCAGCAGAGCGCGCUAUAGCCGUGGCAGAACACGUUUCGUCUCGGUACCUGCAGCGUUCGACGCGAACACGGGCAAUGUGUUCCUUUUACAUGCAUCCCUGUGUGCUGGGUUGUAUCCCAAGAUACUCGCCGUUGAUCCUUUGAAGGAGGUGAUGAAGACUGUCACGAACAACCAAUCCGCCUCAUUCCAUCCCUCCUCCGUGAAUUUCGGCAGGAGACCUAGUAGCUUCGGCGUCAACCAUCUCUGCUAUUUCACUCUCAUGCAAUCGAAGAGGCUUUAUGCAUGGGAAACUGCUCCUGUGGAUGACGUUGCGUUGGUUCUCCUGUGUGGGGAGCCGGAAUUUAAGCUGGCCUCCGAUGCCGUUUAUAUUGACCGAAAGAUCAAGUUCCGCGUCCCAGCCAAGUCUGGCAUCGCGUUGAAACUCUUGCGUAACCAGCUUGAUAUGAUAGUUUCCACUCAGAUGCGUCAGAAACCUUUGAUGGAAUCGCAGACACUGUGGAAUAAUCUUGCAAUGAUGGUGUUGGGCAAGAUUAGACCGAAGGAUUCGGAGGACCACCGAGAGAACAUAACACUGGUAGUUCAUCGAUAGGUAGGUAUUGCUAUACUAGAACGUACUCAAAUUACACCAGCGGGUUGUCGUCCUCUCAACUGUAAAAUGUCUCGUCGCAGACUGUACGCACUACAGCUUGACCCUUUUCGCACGUCAUCUUCAUAGAUGGGGUGCAGCGUGAUGAUCGUGAACCUGAGAUCGAUUGCACGAGAGAAUCGUGGGCGUAGAGCAUAACUAUCGACGAGAUGAAAAGAAAGCGACACAGCAAUUCUACUCCUCAUCUUCAUCAUCAGCGGCGCUCUGGAUGUUGUAGAAGCGGAGCUGAUAGGUAUCCUUCGACGGAGCGACGACAC